This is a messenger RNA of Penicilliopsis zonata CBS 506.65, 1513 nucleotides long. RefSeq lists its product as hypothetical. Lineage: Eukaryota; Fungi; Ascomycota; Eurotiomycetes; Eurotiales; Aspergillaceae. Gene Ontology annotation, biological process: lipid metabolic process. The record is from RefSeq and is a predicted model, not a curated record. Gene Ontology annotation, molecular function: phosphoric diester hydrolase activity. The transcript is spliced from 2 exons. The coding region runs from base 329 to 1345 and encodes 338 amino acids.
ACGACAGACACGAAACGUUUACGAGAGACGUUACAAACAACAACGGAAUAUUCAAUACAACAUGUUCGGUUUUUCGCUUGGUUUCGGGGCUGCGAAGCCUGCACGUGAGCCAGCGAGUUCCUCAAAACGCACUCCCUUGCUGGCGAUGAUCCCUGAAGAAGAGCUCUCAGAGUCGGAACUGGAACUGGAACUGGAACUGCCGCGGUGGGAUAAACACACGGCCAGGAAGCGGCGAUGGUUCUCGUCAAACGCCCGCGGCCAGGCUACACCACCGUCUCGACGGAUGCGCGUCUGUCGUGGGAUGAAGGGACUGUUCUGGAGGAUCAUCAUGAUUCUUGGAAUCGUCAAGUUCCUGUCGAUCGCCUGGUCCAGCGUGGUGCUCCUCUUCCUCGACGAUCUCGACUCGAACCUCGACUCGUGGGUGUUCCCCGGCGGCCGACCGUCGAUCUUCUCCCACUGGACCACCCACGGCGUCGUCCCCGUCCAAUGCCACUCGCACAACGACUACUGGCGGCCUGUCCCCCUAUACUCAGCCAUCGAGGCCGGCUGCAUCGGCGUCGAGGCCGAUAUCUGGCUGUCCGACGACGAGCUACUGGUCGGCCAUAACCGCUUCACCCUCCACGACGCGGUCACCCUGCGCAGCCUCUACCUCAACCCCUUGCUCGAACUGCUGCAGACACACAACACCCGUUCGAGCCGUCUGCAACCCGAGACCCUCGACGCAGACGGCACCCAACACGGCGGCAAAGGAGAAGAAGACUCUGCCCCGGCGGGCGUCUUCGCCAACAAUCCCUACCAGACCCUCGCCCUGCUGAUCGACUUCAAGACCGCCGGGGAAACCACCUGGCCGCAUCUGGUCAAACAACUCGAGCCCCUCCGCGAAGCCGGCUUUCUCACUUUUUUCAAUGGCGUCGAGGUCGUCAACAGGCCCAUCACCGUCGUCGUCACGGGCGACGCCCCCUUUGACCACGUCCUCCUCGCCACAAACACCACCCACCGCGACAUCUUCUUCGACGCCCCGCUCGACCAGCUCCUCGAAGCAGAGGGAGACGUCUACAACUACACGAAUAGCGACUACGCCUCGGUCGAUUUCCGCAAGACCAUCGGCCACCUCGCCUCCAACCGCUUCUCCCAGGGCCAGCUGGAUCUCGUCCGUGCCCAGGUCGACGCCGCCCACGCCCGUGGUCUCAGAGUUCGGUACUGGGGCACCCCGACUUGGCCGCGCGGCUUGCGCAACCACGUCUGGCACGUUCUGGUCAGGGAGCAGGUCGACCUGAUCAACACGGAUGAUCUGCGCGAGGGCACGAUGCAGGACUGGCGUAAACAUCGGAGUUGGUUUUUCUGAUUUCCUUUUUCUUUGCUUUCUUGAUCUUAUUUGAUAGCUACUGUAUAUAUAAAAUUACUUUCGCUUUUUACGUAUGGAAUGUAAAACGCCUAAUAUGAGACUUGAAUAGAAGUAUGAACUGCAUGAUCAAGAUCAUCAGCAAAAAUAUUAUCUCAUGUUAAUUGGCCU